AGAUAGUGUGCUUGUUUGAAAUAUCGUGUAAACCUUUUGUUAUACCGCGGCUGGCACUGUCAGCGAGAUCGCAGGAGAGCAAACUCCUCGGAUCAACCAGCCAAGAACUGUCCCCUUGUCACCUUGCAAUACACUGACCAGAGUGUCCGGGAUGGCCAUCGUCGACGCGCAAAGUUUUGACGACCGAGCCGGAGGUUCUGGGGGGCAUACAGCUUCUGCUUACUCGGUCGGCAAAGUGCCACUGGUUGUCACGACGGAGAUUGAUGGUUAUCCUCAGCCCGUCAAAGAUGGACAUACCGAUCCGAGCAGCGUCAAGUCGACAACAAGCAUCCACGAGGCACGUGUCGAGACUCUGGGAGUUCGAGACCCUCCGCUCAGCUACCCGAUCGGGGUCCCCAAGAGCGACUUUGAGCUUCAGGACCACGGCAUCGAUGAAAUCAGAAGCUUGAGAGUCGUCGUGAUCGGUGCUGGAUUGUCAGGUGUCCUCGCCAGCAUACUUUUGCCGGUCAAGGUGCCAAAGAUCGACCUGGUCGUGUACGAGAAGAAUGAAGACGUGGGAGGGACUUGGCUGGAAAAUAUCUACCCAGGAGUUCGUUGUGAUAUACCGUCAAACGUGUACCAGUCGACCUUCAUGCCAAAGACUCAAUGGUCCGAGAAAUUCGCCCGAGGUGCCGAGAUCCUCGAGUACUGGCAAAGUCGAGCUCGCGAGUACAAUGCGUACCGGUACAUGCGUUUCCAUUCGGAAGUUCGGACUGUUAUUUGGGACAAUGCGUCUUCACAGUGGCGGGUGACGAUCCAAAACACCAAAACGAAAGAGGUUUUUGUCGACAACGCUGAUUUUGUCCUCACCGCCACGGGACGUUUCAACACGUGGAAGCUCCCGGAAUACCCAGGCAUUGACGAAUACAAAGGUUUGAUACGGCACACUUCAAAUUGGGACCCUUCGUUCAACCCUAGAGGGAAGAACGUGGCCGUGAUAGGUAACGGGGCGAGUGGAAUCCAAGUGGUGCCCAGCCUACAGCUCAUGGUCAACCGUCUGGAUCAUUACGCCCGGAACAAGACCUGGAUCGCCGGAUCGUGGGCCGGCGACGAGAGGACCUUUGAGGCACAACCCUACUCGGCGGAAGAAUUGGCCUCAUUCGAGGAUCCUCGGGUUUAUCUCAAAUUCAGGAAAGAAAUCGAGGCCAAGUACUGGCGUCGGUUCGCCUCGACUUUCAGAGGGUCCAAGGAAAAUGAAGGCAUGCGCGAGCAGUUUAUAGAAAUCGUCAAGAAGCGGAUAGCGACGAAGCCUGAAUUGCUGGAGAAGCUGAUCCCCGACUUCAACCCCAACUGCAGACGCUUGACCCCGGGGCCGGGGUACCUCGAGGCCAUCACUCAAGACAACGUCGACUUCGUCCAGACGCCGAUCGAGAAGUUCACGGCGACUGGGAUCCAGACGGUGGACGGCAGGCACCGCGAGGUGGAUGCUAUAUUUUGUGCGACCGGGGCUAGUUUGGCACCACAAUUCGACAUCGUCAGCAACGGAGUCAACCUGCGAGAGUUCUGGAGCGCCGAAGGACCGAAUGGCUUCCCGUACUCGUACCUGGGUCUGGCCACGCCGGGGUUCCCAAACCUCUUGUUCAUCGCAGGACCUCACGGCACCGGCCCGUCAGGGACCGUCCCACACAGUGUCGAGGUGCAGUUGACGUACUACGCGAAGGUUCUGCGAAAGGUCAGCAGCCAAGGGAUAGCGACGAUCGUGCCUUCACGACAGGCGGCCGACGACUUUGUCGAGUACUCGGACGCGUUCUUCCGGAAGACCGUCCUCACGGACAACUGCAGCUCGUGGGCCAACGGUGGGCGACCGGGUGGGAGGAUCCACGGCAUCUGGCCUGGCAGUGCGGCACAUGUGACGACGGUCAGACGGGAGCCGAGGUGGGAGGACUGGGAAUACAGUUACCUCAACAACAGCAAGAACAGAUUCGCGUAUUUCGGCAACGGCUGGACAGGCCUCGAGGCCGAUCCGGAAUCAGACAUAACGUCCUACCUGAGGGUGCCGUCGGAGAUUGAUCUGAAAGACUUGCACGAAAAGUGGUGGGAUUUUCCUUAGCUGGACGCGCCUAGAUUCAUCGUGAGACCAUGAUAGACUGAUGCGUGGAAGCAACGAAAUGUGAUUAGACGUGGCGGUCUGACAUGCCAGCUGAAGGGUAUCGAGCUGCUCUCAAUAUCAUGUCUGUUUCCGGUUCCAAGCGUGUCUUUGUUAA
Exophiala oligosperma is the source of this 2243-nucleotide messenger RNA. RefSeq lists its product as uncharacterized. The transcript has 3 exons. Lineage: Eukaryota; Fungi; Ascomycota; Eurotiomycetes; Chaetothyriales; Herpotrichiellaceae. Gene Ontology annotation, molecular function: N,N-dimethylaniline monooxygenase activity; flavin adenine dinucleotide binding; NADP binding. The coding region runs from base 152 to 2089 and encodes 645 amino acids. The record is from RefSeq and is a predicted model, not a curated record.